CAGGCAGCACCACCCCAGCGUGUCUUAACCGGCUCCCCAAAGAAGCUUGGCCGCCCUGUUCGCCAGGCGUUGAGUGCAGCGCAGGAAGGCAGCUCUAGCCUCGUCAUCAGCUCCCGGCCGACCUAACGUUACCAACUUCCACCAGCAACGACCACCGAACUGCACCACUUGCAUCGCCCAAGGCCUUGGGCAAGACUGAACACCUACCGCAACUGCACCCUAACCAGUUCCUAAAUCCUAUCAUCGACAGAUCAGCUCAGACGCGAUAGGUUACACAUAAUGCCGGGCUUCGACUUUUCCAAUUACAACCGCAAUGCGGCGCUACAUGCUCGGGGCGUGCCGCUGCCCAAGGCAACGAGCACAGGAACAACGAUCGUAGGGUGCAUAUACGAUGGCGGUGUCGUGAUCGCCGCGGACACACGAGCAACCUCAGGCCCCAUCGUAGCCGACAAGAACUGCGAAAAGCUGCACUACAUUGCGCCCAACAUCUGGUGCGCAGGCGCCGGCACGGCGGCCGACACCGAGUUCACCACCGCCCUCAUCAGCUCGCAGCUGGAGCUGCACUCGCUUUCGACGGGCCGCAAGCCGCGCGUGGUGACGUGCAUGACGAUGCUCAAGCAGCACCUGUUCCGGUACCAGGGCUACGUGGGUGCGUACCUGGUGGUGGCCGGCGUGGACCCGACGGGCACGCACCUGUUCACGGUGCACGCGCACGGGUCGACCGACAAGCUUCCCUACGUGACGAUGGGGUCCGGCUCGCUUGCGGCCAUGUCCGUCUUUGAGACGCAGUGGAGGGCGCAGCUGACGCGCGACGACGCGGUCAAGCUGUGCGCCGACGCCAUCGAGGCGGGCAUUUGGAACGAUCUCGGGUCUGGUAGCAACGUCGACGUGGCUGUCAUCACGCCAGAAAAGACGACGCUCAUGCGCAACUACAUCAGGCCCAACGAGCGUACCCAGAAGCUUGGGAGUUACGCUUUCCCUAAGGGCACUACUGCUGUCCUCAACGAGAAGAUAAUUCGCAAGGAAGAGAUUGGUAAAUAUGUGAGCGUGCUGGAGCUCACGGAAGAGAGCGAUGACAAGAUGGAGGUGGACACAUAG
This is a messenger RNA of Canariomyces notabilis, 1098 nucleotides long. Its product is annotated as proteasome subunit beta type 7 precursor. The transcript has 2 exons. Gene Ontology annotation, cellular component: proteasome core complex. Bases 280 to 1098 code for a protein of 272 amino acids. The record is from RefSeq and is a predicted model, not a curated record. Gene Ontology annotation, molecular function: threonine-type endopeptidase activity. Lineage: Eukaryota; Fungi; Ascomycota; Sordariomycetes; Sordariales; Chaetomiaceae.